UUUAAUCGGGUUGCAGUGGUUGGUGGCUCCGCGCGUUCCCAGCCGCCCGCGCCUCUCCAUCCAUCCACCCACCCCUCCAUUCAUCCAUCAUCCGUCCGCCCAUCCGUCCCUGCGGUGAUGCCCGCGGUGGCCGCCGCUGCCUGAAGGGCAGAGCCAUGUACCUCCUGGACAGCAGCGAGCCGCCGGCCGCCGCCUCCUCCCCCGAGAGGAUGCAGCGGGGCACCCCGCAGAGGAAGACCGUGUACCGCAUCUCCGUGACCAUGGUGAAGAAGGAGCUGCUGGGGCCCGAGAGCGGCCGCGCCGGCCCCGAGCUGCCCCGGCGCGGGAGGAGCCGCCCGCCGGGCUCCUCCAGCCUCACCAGGGCCGGGCUGCUGCUGCUGGAGGAGGAGGAGGGCGAGGAGGAGGAGGAAGGCGGCGAGGAGCGCGACCGUGUCCCGAGCCCCUGCGGCCUCCGCACCUUCCGGACGCUGAGCACCGGGCAGCUGGAGCUCGGCCGGCUCAAGGUGCCGCGGAGAUCGGGGCCACCCGUGCCCGGGGGCCCGCGGGGCAUCCCUGCCGCGCCCGGAGCAUCCGCGGCCGCAUCCCCCGCCGGGCAGCAGCAGCAGGAGCAGCAGGAGGAGGAGGGCGAGAAGGACGGGCGGCCCGGGGAGAAGGCGGCGGGGGAGCGGGGGCACAGCCCGCGGCGGCAGCCGGGGCUGCUGCGGCGGAGCUUCAGCUUCAGGCACUGGAGCGGCGCGGGGGAGCCGGCCCGGGUGCGGCGGCACAGCAGCUCCGGGAGCCUGCCCGGGCCGCCGCCGCCCUCCCCGCCCGCCGCGCUGCCCGCAGAGCCCCCCGAGAAGCGCAACACGCUGGACGUGGGCGAGGUGCUGAGCCAGGCGGACCCGCUGUCCCGCCUGGAGCGCUGGGAGCGCAGCAAGAGCAAGAACCGGACCCUGGAUAACAGCGACCUGCAGCGGCUCUCGGAGCGCCUGGGCCGGGAGGGCCCCGCCGCCGGCACCGAGCACCGGCUCCUGCGCUUCUUCAGCGGCGUCUUCGCCCGCAGGGACGGCCCCGCCGCGCUCUUCGGCAGCCCCCACGGCCGCUCCCCCCGCAGCAGCUUCUCCAGGUCCAGGGCUUACUUUAGCAGCCUCCGGAGGGCCGCCGUGGACAUGCAGUCCAGCUCCGAGAGCAUCAACGGGUCCCCGCACAAAGAUGCCUUUGUAAAUAGCCAGGAAUGGACACUGAGCCGAUCCGUGCCGGAGCUGAAAGUGGGGAUCGUGGGUAACCUGGCCAGUGGCAAGUCGGCGCUCGUGCACCGGUACCUGACGGGCACCUACGUGCAGGAGGAGUCCCCCGAAGAUAUGGAUGCAGGUGGGAGAUUCAAGAAGGAGAUAGUAGUUGAUGGACAAAGCUACCUGCUGCUGAUUAGAGAUGAAGGAGGCCCUCCGGAGGCUCAGUUUGCCAUGUGGGUGGAUGCUGUUAUCUUUGUCUUCAGCCUGGAGGAUGAGGUCAGCUUCCAGACCGUGUACCACUACUACAGCCGCAUGGCCAACUAUCGCAACACGAGCGAGAUCCCCAUGGUCCUGGUGGGGACACAGGAUGCCAUAAGCUCCACCAACCCCCGGGUCAUCGACGAUGCCAGGGCGAGGAAGCUGUCGAACGACCUCAAGAGAUGCACCUACUACGAGACCUGUGCCACGUACGGGCUCAACGUGGAGAGAGUCUUCCAUGACGGUACACGAGGCCUUUUUCACCCACUAUAG
This is a messenger RNA of Empidonax traillii (willow flycatcher), 1742 nucleotides long. Its product is annotated as arf-GAP with GTPase, ANK repeat and PH domain-containing protein 2-like. The record is from RefSeq and is a predicted model, not a curated record. Gene Ontology annotation, molecular function: GTP binding; GTPase activity. Gene Ontology annotation, cellular component: nucleus. Bases 156 to 1742 code for a protein of 528 amino acids. Lineage: Eukaryota; Metazoa; Chordata; Aves; Passeriformes; Tyrannidae. The transcript is spliced from 7 exons.